Aspergillus wentii DTO 134E9 is the source of this 1146-nucleotide messenger RNA. Its product is annotated as pirin family protein. Bases 122 to 985 code for a protein of 287 amino acids. The record is from RefSeq and is a predicted model, not a curated record. NCBI's taxonomy places the organism in Eukaryota, Fungi, Ascomycota, Eurotiomycetes, Eurotiales, Aspergillaceae. The transcript has 2 exons.
ACCCUACAUAGUUACCUUGGAAUCAACUUGAAUAUUCCUUAUUCAAUCCAUGGCCUAUAUAAAUCGAACCCUUCAACUCUUCAUCUUCACUUCGCUCAUUCUAAUCAUCCUCUCCUACACCAUGUCGAAACCUCUCAGCCAAGCUCAAAUUGUCCUCCGCCGCUCCGCCGACCGUGGAUAUGCCGAACACGGCGGCUGGCUCAAAUCCUUCCACACCUUCAGUUUCGCCAACUACUUCGACCACAAAUUCAUGAACUUUGGCAGUCUGCGCGUGCUGAAUGAAGAUCGUGUUGCUGCUCGAAAUGGCUUCCCGACCCAUCCCCACCGUGAUGCAGAGAUCUUCAGCUACAUUCUCAACGGUGAACUCACCCACCGGGAUAGCAUGGUCAAAAAGGGCACAGAAGGUGCUCAAGGAAAGCAAUUCUACCGUAUGAAACGGGGCGACGUACAAUUCACCACCGGCGGAACUGGCAUCGCACACUCGGAACAAAAUGAAUCCAACAAACCCGUCCAUUUUCUGCAGAUCUGGGCGUUGCCGUGGAAACACGGGCUGAAACCUCAAUAUCACACGCGCACUUUUGCAGAAGAAGACAAGCGAAAGGCCUUUGUGCCGAUUCUGUCUCCCCUCGCUGCUGGCCCAGAGGCAACGCCCGCAGAGGAAGAAGCUGCCACUCCCAAGAUCCCAGACACGAUUCCCAUCCAUGCAGACUUUGUCAUGGGAGCGGGUAUCAUUGAACCUUCAAAGACAUUCCAGUGGACAGUCGGUGCUGGAGAUGCAGUCAGCAGUCAGAAGAAGCGAAAGGUGUAUAUCCAUCUGCCCAUGACGAAAAAGGGACAGGCGAAGAUCAAACUGGAUCAUCGGGAGACUGCGGUUAUGGAGGAAGGCGAUGGGGCUUUUGUAACGGGGGUAAAUGCGGGGGAUGUCUUGCAUGUCGAGAGUAUUGGAGAUGCUGAAGCUGAGGUUAUCGUGUUGGAUAGUGAUUGAUUAUCUGUAUAAUAUAAUGUAAUAUUGUUAAUUAAUUUAGUAGCUGUCAUGCAAUGUCCACGCAAAUAUACGUGCAUCUUGACAUGUCAGACUGCAGGAUCAAAAGGCUUCAUCAUGUUUUACUAUAAUUAUAUCUACUUCACCUUGAUUGAUAUGUUUCA